Tigriopus californicus is the source of this 1610-nucleotide messenger RNA. RefSeq names its product gamma-soluble NSF attachment protein-like. The transcript has a single exon. The record is from RefSeq and is a predicted model, not a curated record. Gene Ontology annotation, cellular component: vacuolar membrane; SNARE complex. NCBI's taxonomy places the organism in Eukaryota, Metazoa, Arthropoda, Copepoda, Harpacticoida, Harpacticidae. Gene Ontology annotation, molecular function: soluble NSF attachment protein activity; syntaxin binding. Gene Ontology annotation, biological process: intracellular protein transport. Bases 449 to 1480 code for a protein of 343 amino acids.
GGGAAGAACACGAGGAUUUUAGGUCACAUCAAGGUUGUAAGUUUAAGGAAUGGUCUUCCAAACGGUUGCUGACGAAUAGGUUUAGUGUUAAAAGCGAGUGAUAUUGCGUUGAAGAUUUCCUUGACUUGUCACAUGUUGGUCGUAUUUUGUUCUUAAUCCAAAUCUAAACAAGUGGGUGUAUGUAGGCAAAUAAUAGUUGUUGAACUAAGAAAUCUAUGUAAGCUGGUAAUUUUCGAUAACUUUUUGAAUUAGUUAGUGGUCGCCUGUGUGUUGUGAUUAGUGCAAUUACAAAGCUUCAUCCAACCUCAGUGGUUGUUGGUUGGCUGACUUGAGAAAGGCCCUUCCCUCCGUUGGUUUGUGGCUCUUGCAGGGCUUGACCUUGAAGGCUGACUCAGGGACUUGACGUGUAUGCGCUAAAUUUGUGGGCAAUCGUCAUCAAGACUUGAAAAUGGAAGCGAAGAAAUUGGCCGAAGGUGAAGAGCAUAUGCGCUUGGGUGAGAAGGCCUUGAAGACCUCGUUGACGAAAUGGAGUCCGGACCUUGAUACAGCGGCUGAUGAAUUCUCCCGAGCUGGCACCUGCUUCAAAGUGGCCAAGGCCUAUGACCGUGCCUUGGAUGCCUUCAGCCGAUCCUGUGACUGCAAUAAGAACUGUAGGCAAUUGUAUCAAGCUGCUAAGGCAUUGGAGACUUCCAUUCUGAUUUGCAAGGACGCCAAUAAAACAGAUCUCAUAUCGAACCUGGCCGAGAGAGGUGGAUUGCUCUAUCGGCAGCAUGGAUCCCCGGAAUCUGCUGCUCAGUUGAUGGAAAAGGCUGCUAAGAUUUUGGAGUCCAGUCGUCCUCAAGAGGCUUUAGCAUUGUAUCAGAAGGCUGCCGAUACAAUUCUGACCGAGGAUCGGCCCAAACAGGCGGCUGAUAUCCUUGGCAAAGUCAGCCAGUUGCAAGCCAAAGAAAAACUUUGGACUGACACCGCCAAUACCCUUGAGCAAACCAUCAAGCUCAUGCAGGAGUCUGGAAGCGUGGGAGUUGCAGGGAAAUACGUUUCAGCUCUCGUGUUGGUUCAUCUUGUCGCUGAAGACGUUGUGGCUGCCUCCAAGUCACUGGCCGUCUGGGGUGGAUAUUGUGACUCUGACCAAUCUCAGGCCCUACACAAGAUCAUCGAUGGAUUUGGAGAAGAAGAUGGGGAGAUGGUCAAACAAGGCCUGAAUAGUCCUGCCAUGAAGAAUCUAGAUGUCGAAUUCACCAAAAUGGUCAAGGAUAUCAAGAUUCCCGAGGGAACAGGUGGAGACCUCGAGGCUGCUGCUGCAGCCUUUGGAGCUCAAAGGGCAGCAGUAAUUGCGGCCGCCGAGGAACCCUCAAAAGGAACGAAUGAGACAAAUUUUGGCGUGGAUCCGUUGGAACCUGAAGAGUUGGGGAAAACGGUGGGACAAAGGGAAGAGGAACUCAAGAAUGAAGAAGAAGAGGAUGAGGACGAAUUGUGUUAAGACGCCAUAUAUUCAUGUCUUUUAAGAACUUUCUGUUUAAGAUUUAUUGAAAUCUCUUGCCACGCCAAUUUGCUUGCUUUGAUUGAGAUGAAGAUGCAUUGUUAUAAUAAAUUAUAUCACAAUGAAUGUG